AUAUAAGAUCAAGGUAGAGCCGUGUUCCUCACUUAAACCACGAUUACUUUUUAAAAGUCUGUUUCACGUCUUAACUUGUUAACAAUGAGAGUGUUUGUUGCAGUCGCUGUUUUAACGGCUUUGUUGGCUUUUGUAGCCGCUCAGGAUCAGCCUGAAGAUAGAUCAGCUAACUGUUACUGGGGUGACGCGGAGCCCUGUCACUCUGAAUCAGGCUGUACUUACGGGUGCCACAAGAGACUUUGUUGGUCUCAGUGCAACGGCGCCUGCGCUAUCAAGGUUGUGAUGAAGAAGCUGAUCAAGGAAGGCGGAAGUAUCUCCAACUUCAACGAUUUCUGGAAGAUAAUAAUGGCAGACGGAACUAACUGUGUGAAGUGUCCCGAGUGGUGUUACGUGGAUGAUGGGAGUAAGGGGUACCAGUCUUGCAAGGAGAACAGUGAUUGUGACUCCUUCAAGGCAAACCAGUGUCUCAGCCAUUGUGCUAUGAUCUGAGUCAGGGAUCUGAUUUUAGGUGGUAACCAUGGCGACGACAGUCGACACAAUUUCUGAUUUUGGGUCGUAUCUUGAUCUAGAUGAGUUUAUCUCUGGGAUACUUUUUAGUUUUAUUUGUUAACUAAUUAUUACUAAUUGUUCUGUGAUA
This is a messenger RNA of Bolinopsis microptera, 637 nucleotides long. RefSeq lists its product as uncharacterized. The record is from RefSeq and is a predicted model, not a curated record. NCBI's taxonomy places the organism in Eukaryota, Metazoa, Ctenophora, Tentaculata, Lobata, Bolinopsidae. The coding region runs from base 85 to 489 and encodes 134 amino acids. The transcript is spliced from 3 exons.